This is a messenger RNA of Drosophila serrata, 1729 nucleotides long. Its product is annotated as UDP-glycosyltransferase UGT5-like. NCBI's taxonomy places the organism in Eukaryota, Metazoa, Arthropoda, Insecta, Diptera, Drosophilidae. Gene Ontology annotation, molecular function: UDP-glycosyltransferase activity. The record is from RefSeq and is a predicted model, not a curated record.
GAGUUGCAGUUCGUGUCGGAUGUGGAUUGUUUCCCAGUGAAAAUGCAAUUCCGGAGCUUUUUAAACAUUUUCCUCCUGAGUCUGGUGGCUCUUCAGCAGCUGGACUUGGGCUCUAGUUCUCGGAUCUUGGCAGCCUUCUUCUUUCCCGGCAAGAGUCAUUUCAUGAUGACCAAUGCCAUUAUUCGGGAAUUGGUGAAGCGAGGCCAUGAAGUCACCUUCAUCACACCCUUCUCCUUGGCCAAGGAGAAGCUGGGACCCAACUACAAGGAAAUUGUGAUUCCAAAAUACGAUUUCUGGCCAGAGACUCAGGAACUAACAAAGACCAACACUGUUCUGGAAAUGAGUGAUUUGCCCAAUUUGACCUUCGUCCGUUUGGUCUAUAUAAUGGGUCUUCGCAGCACAGACUUCGCUUUCGAGCAGCCGGGCGUUAAGGAAUUAAUCAAUGCCAAGGAUAAGGUGGGGAAGUACGAUCUCCUGCUGGUACCACAGUUCUACAACGAGGGAGCUCUCAUCCUGGGACACCUCUAUCAGAUUCCCGUCAUAACCACUUCGUCCUACGGGUUUGCCAACUUUUUUAGCCAGAUGGUGGGCAUAGUGUCUCCUUGGUCGUUUGUCCCAAACGCCUUCAUGCCCUACACCGAUCGGAUGACUCUCUGGGAGCGCAUCGGGAACGUGGUCAACAGUGGCAUUGAAGAUCUUAUGAGGGAGUUCUCCUACUAUCCCAACCAGGACGCCAUCCUUCAGAAGCACUUCUCCAAGCUGUUGGACAGAGUUCCCUCUGUCAAGGAACUGGAGAGGAAUAUCUCUGCGAUUCUGUUGAAUAACUACAUGCCCCUGGCCUCUCCCAGACCCGUUUCCUUCAACAUGAUUCAAGUGGGCGGCCUGCACAUUCAACAGCCAAAGGCUCUGCCCGAGGAUCUUCAGAAGUUCCUCGAUGGAGCCACCCAUGGAGCCAUAUACUUUAGUCUGGGUUAUCAAGUGCGAAGUGCCGAUAUGCCGCCCGAGAAACUAAAGGUAUUCCUGAACGUCUUUGGCAGUCUGAAGCAGCGGGUUCUGUGGAAGUUCGAGGAUGAGACACUGCCCAAUCUCCCAGCGAAUGUGAAGGUUCAGAGUUGGAUGCCCCAGGCAGACAUCCUGGCACACCCCAAUGUUAAAGUAUUCAUCGCCCACGGAGGACUCUUUGGUACCCAGGAAGCGGUGCACAAUGGAGUUCCCAUCCUGGGAAUGCCAAUAUACUGUGAUCAGCACCUAAACAUUCAUCAAGGCAAGAAGACAGGCUAUGCCUUGGGUCUGGAUUACAGAAAGGUGACGGAGGAAGAGCUCAGGGAAUCCCUGCUGGAGCUGAUCGAGAACCCCAAGUACAGGAACAACAUGAGGCAGGCAUCCAGGGUGUUCCGAGAUCGACCUCUCAGCGCUAUGGAUACGGCAAUGUAUUGGAUAAACUAUGUGAUCGAGCACCGGGGGGCACCUCACAUGGUCUCCGCUGGAGUCCACCUGCCUUGGUAUCAGUUCUACCUCCUGGAUAUUAUUGGUCUGACUCUAGUCCUCAUCCUCUUGCCGAUCAUUGCUUUAGCAAUCAUCUGCCGGAGGAGCUCCAAAUCGAUAAAUACUCACAAGUUGAAGGCUAAGACAAACUAAAACAUAGCCUUGCAAUUUACCUUGAGAAUUAAAUCGAUAAUUUAUAUGCUAAUUUUUGGGAAAAUCAAAGUUUUCCAAAUAUCAUAACUAU